AUGGCGCACAAGCGCUCAACCUCUGAACCCACCUUCAUUCUCUCCCCUCUUUGUUCCACGUACGACAAGUACAACUACAACAAGAUCCAUAAACCAAUGCCUACGCCCAAGGAGCCGAUGUCCACUCCCAAGCCCAACAACAUCUACAGAUUCCACUCCUUCGGACACCCAGGGUGCCCCGCCACCUUCUCAGGAGCCUUCCGAGACAACAUGCGGGAGUUCUUGGCCCAUUGGGCCCAAUCCUUGGCUAAUCAAAUCGAGGGUAAUCCCACUGGGCUAGCACACUUGGCCCUAUCUCAAGAAACCCUAAUCCUUCUCUAUGUCAUCGAGGAGGACGUCCGCGGUUCGCCGUGGCCCCACUGUGACCAUUGUCGUUGUGUAGGUUGGAGCCACCACCUGGUCUCACGGCGUCGCUACCACUUCAUAAUCGUGGCCUCCGACCAAUCCCUCUGCGUGCUACACAGCAGUACCCACCUCCUCCACUGCCUCAUCCACUGCAACGGCUUCGGCCACCUCCUCUCCCUUAAUGGCCGUGAAAACGGUUCCAAACACCUCUUUGGCCACCACUCUAUGGGCCUCUGGGAUCGCAUUUGUUCCAUGCUUUGCACCAGGAAGGUGACAGUUGAAGACACCGCACGAAAGCACUCUAUGGAGCUGCGCCUCCUUCACAGUGCGGCCUAUGCCCAUCCAUGGUUUUCGCAGUGGGGCUACAGCUUCUGCCAUGGAAGCUUCUGCAUAACAGAGCUCCGCUACUCGAUGGCGGUCAAGAUCCUGAACCAACUUCCCCUUGCCAUGCUUGACCCCCAACACCAAGACGCCCACCUCCAUCGCAUCAUUGGAAAAUACAAAACGAUAUGCAACUCGACAAUAUCCACUCUGGGGCAGCUCUUGCGCGCCAUGCUCCUGCUCAACGCCUGCCUCCCUUGGCAAAAGGCAAAUGCGGCACCAACCAUGAAUGGGUCACAACUAGUGACCCCCUCAAAGUGCAUGCUAAAGAAGCUCGACAAUAAUAAAGUGGAGGUACGCGACCGUGCUCGCAAGCAUAUCGGGGAAACAGGCCUCCUCGACUUUGUGCUCAUGUCGCUCAACAAUUGCACGGUCGGCCCUCACCUCAUUCGACGCACCAUCAAUCGCAAAACGAAGGUCUUAGAGUACUCGUUGUCGUUGGUAUCCACCGAGCUCGACUACUGUGAUGGUGAGGCGGCCACAAAAACCAGGAAAAGUAAGUCAGGAGACCACCCCCAAAACCAGAUUCAGGUGGGGAGAAGUGAAGUCAUGAGAGACCUUGAGUACGUGUACAAGAGGGUUUUGGAAGGGGGGUUGGGUGGCGAGGUUGUGGAGGCGGCGAGGCGCGUGGUCCUAGACACGAAGCACCUCACCAAAGAGUGGCCGAUAAGCGACGACGAUGGGAAGCUGAGGUUCAUGGUGAGAAUGGUGGUGGAGGAGGCGGGGAUGUUCUCUCACGCGACUACGCCACCGGAGCUCGUGGUGCUCUCUCUCCACGCUUCAGUGGGCGACCUGCGUGCUGAGGCCGAGCGCACACUCCACGACACCUACUGCGUCAUGGAGGGCUUUCGAGAUGGAGCUGCUAUUCCGCGUCAGUCGGGGAUAGGGAUGGGGGUGUGGGUCAGAGGAAAGGGGGCGGAGAGGGGGGCGGCGAGCCUGAAGUACGAAGGUGGGGCCAAGGAGUGGAGGGUGGAGUGCGAGUGUGGUGCGAGGGACGACGAUGGGGAGAGGAUGGUGGCAUGCGACCUGUGCGAGGUGUGGCAGCACACGCGGUGCCUUUGCAUCCCCGACGCCGAGGAGGUGGCGCACCUCUUUUUCUGCGACAGGCGCGCUGCUCUCUCCUGA
Messenger RNA from Amborella trichopoda, 1851 nucleotides. The record is from RefSeq and is a predicted model, not a curated record. NCBI's taxonomy places the organism in Eukaryota, Viridiplantae, Streptophyta, Magnoliopsida, Amborellales, Amborellaceae.